Messenger RNA from Spea bombifrons (plains spadefoot toad), 3688 nucleotides. It is a transcript of the gene EPS15L1, whose product is annotated as epidermal growth factor receptor pathway substrate 15 like 1. Gene Ontology annotation, biological process: endocytosis; endosomal transport. Gene Ontology annotation, molecular function: cadherin binding; calcium ion binding. Gene Ontology annotation, cellular component: clathrin coat of coated pit; cytoplasm; plasma membrane. The record is from RefSeq and is a predicted model, not a curated record. NCBI's taxonomy places the organism in Eukaryota, Metazoa, Chordata, Amphibia, Anura, Pelobatidae. The coding region runs from base 30 to 2810 and encodes 926 amino acids. The transcript is spliced from 24 exons.
UGUGCGCGCUCCCGCGAGUGGCUGGAAAGAUGGCGGCGCUCAUCCCUCUCACACAGCUUUCAAGUGGCAAUCCAUUAUAUGAAACAUAUUACAAGCAGGUCGAUCCUUCUCAUACUGGAAGAGUAGGACCAGCAGAAGCUGCUCUCUUCCUCAAAAAGUCUUCUCUUUCAGAUAAUAUUCUCGGGAAGAUUUGGGACCUUGCUGAUCCAGAAGGGAAAGGCUAUUUGGAUAAGCAGGGGUUUUAUGUAGCUCUUAGGCUAGUUGCCUGUGCACAGAGUGGGCAUGAAGUGAACUUGGCCAGUUUAAACGUCCCUGUGCCGCCUCCUAAGUUUCAUGACACCAGCAGUCCGCUUUUAAUUACUCCUCCCCCUGCCGAUGGACAUUGGUCAGUUCGGACAGAAGAGAAAUCAAAAUUUGAUGGUAUUUUUGACAGUUUAUUGCCAGUCAAUGGCUUACUUUCUGGAGACAAGGUGAAACCAGUGCUUAUUAACUCUAAGCUACCUCUGGACAUCCUGGGAAGGGUGUGGGAGCUGAGUGACAUAGACAAGGAUGGACAUUUGGACAGGGAUGAGUUUGCAGUGGCCAUGCAUCUUGUAUAUAGAGCUCUUGAAAAGGAGCCUGUGCCAUCCGUAUUACCUCAGUCUCUGAUCCCGCCAAGUAAGAGGAAGAAGACUCCAACGUUUCCAGGAGCCGUCCCUGUACUUCCUGCCAGUCCUCCACCUAAGGACAGUUUACGUUCCACCCCGUCUCAUGGCAGCAUGAGUAGUUUAAAUAGUGCCGGCAGCUUGUCUCCAAAGCACUCCUCCAAACCAACACAGCCUACAGUAAAUUGGGUGGUUCCCCUGAGCGAGAAGAUGCGCUACGAUGACAUCUUUCUGCAGACGGACCUGGACAUGGAUGGAUAUGUGAGCGGGCUGGAAGUAAAAGACAUCUUUAUGCAGUCUGGAUUGCAUCAAAGUAUGCUCGCGCACAUAUGGGCUCUCGCUGACACAAGGCAGAUUGGAAAACUUAGCAAAGAUCAGUUUGCAUUGGCAAUGUACCUCAUACAACAGAAGGUCAGCAAAGGGAUUGAUCCCCCACAGGUCUUGUCACCUGACAUGGUACCCCCAUCAGAAAGGAACCCACCCCUACAGUCUGUGGCUCCUCUGCCUGGGUUUUCUCCUCCUCUCCAGACCAUCUCAGGUUACAUGACCCCAGUAGGAAAUGAAAUGGCAAGCCUAACAGAAAUGCGCCGUGAUAGCUCCAGCUCUGUUGGAUCUGGAGAAUUUACUGGUGUGAAAGAACUGGAUGAAAUCAGUCAGGAAAUUGCACAGCUGCAGAGGGAGAAAUAUGCUCUUGAGCAGGACAUCCGAGACAAAGAAGACUCCAUAAGGCACAAGACUACAGAAGUUCAAGAACUACAAAAUGACCUAGACCGAGAGGCCUCUACACUUCAAGAAUUGGAAGCCCAGAAGCAAGAUGCCCAAGACCGUUUGGAUGAAAUGGACCAGCAGAAAGCAAAGCUAAAGGAUAUGUUAACUGAUGUAAGGCAGAAAUGUCAGGAGGAGGGGCAAAUGAUCUCCUCACUGAAGAUACAGAUUCAGUCUCAGGAGUCAGAUGUCCAAGCGCAGGAGGAGGAACUGAACCGAGCCAAAUCAGAGCUCAACAGACUGCAGCAAGAGGAGACUCAGCUGGAACAGAGCAUCCAGGCGGGCAGAGUUCAGCUGGAAACCAUUUUAAAAUCAUUGAAAUCCACCCAGGAAGAAAUUAACCAGGCCCGAAGCAAACUGUCACAGCUGCAAGAAAGUCAGCAGGAAAUGAACAAAUGCAUAGAGCAAUACAACAGCACACUAAACGGAGACCAUGGGAACAGCCUCAAUAGUUUUUCCGAGGUUGAGGCCUUUCCUGCAAGAGAGAGGAUGGAUCCUUCCAAAAAAACGGAUGAUCCUUUCAAGAACAAAACUCUUUUCAGUAACAACAGUCAGGAACCGUACUCUGACCCAUUCCAGACUGAAGACCCCUUUACAUCUGAUCCUUUCAAAGGAGCUGACCCUUUUAAAAGCAAUCCUUUUGGAGAUGACCCUUUUAAAGAAAAUGAUCCCUUUCACGCACACACAUCAGAUGACCCAUUUCAGAAGCCUUCAAAAAGUGACCCCUUUUCCUCUGAUCCCUUCACUAAAAACAAUGUCCACUCAAUGACCCUACCUCUAAAGUCUGAUCCCUUUGAGAGCAGCGAUCCUUUUUCCUCUUCCACAUUGCCUAGAAAAGAGCCAGAUCUGUUUGGUACUUUAGACCCAUUUGGGAGCAGUGCAUUCAGCAGCAAUGAAAGUUUUGCAGACUUCAGCCACAUGUCUAAGCUUCACACAUCAGACUCAUUUUCUGGCACUGGAUUCACAGAAGACCCUUUUAAAAGCAAACAUGACACCCCAGCACUGCCCCCCAAAAGGAGUGUUCCACCACGACCCAAACCUCCGAGUGGUAAAAGCACACCAGUGAGCCAUCUGGGACCAUCUCAUUUCCCAAAGACCCAUGAUCCCUUUCAGCCAUUUGGAACAGAACCUGGAGACCCGUUUCAGAGUCGGAAGGCAUUUGCAGACCCCUUCAGUGGCAAAGACCCCUUCGCCUCCUCGCAGCCGGGAAAACACUCAAAGGGAACAUCUGCCGGGUUUGCAAACUUUGGCUCUUUUGGGAACGAAGAGCAGCAACUAGCCUGGGCCAAGCGGGAGAGUCAGCGAGCUGAAAAGGAGAGACUAGACCGAUUAAAACGACAAGAGCAAGAAGACCUGGAGCUAGCAAUUGCCCUCAGCAAAGCAGAGAUGCCCAGUUCUUGAAAAUCAAAUCCACCAAUUCCUCCACUUCCUGUGUCCAUGGGACCCAUCGGCAAUUGUGUUACAAGUUGGGCAGAGGGGCGAGGAACCCCAAAAUGACUCAAUGUUAAGCUAGCCUUCUUAUAUGUCUGAACUAUUAGCCAAUUACCGGGGAACUGUGGCUGCAAUAUCAUUCUUAAACUACCCAAUGGGAAUUAUUCAGUGAAUCAUCUCAUGUUUAUCCUAUUGUUUUAUAUCAGGGAGGUAGCCCCAUUCAUUUAUUGUCCUUUCCUUAACCUACAAACCCCUAUCCCAUCAGCUGCACUCAGCUUGUACAAAGCGUUCACCAGGUAUGACGGCUACACACAUGAUCACCAGUAAAAACAAGUGUCAUAAAGUAGCGUUUCUUUGUUAGACGUUUUCAACAUUGCAUUUUCAGCGUUCGUAAUGGGAUCUGGAUUAUUUCGUCUAACUUUCCUUUGUUCACAUGGACUUCAUUUAGAGCAAGUGGCAGCUAUUUCAACAGUCAAACAGAAAACCACGCAAGUUUGGGGAAAAAAAAGAAAUAUUAGCAAAUAAUCUCGGUUAUGAUGUGAUUUAAGACGAAGGACUUCAUUGGUAGCAGAUAAUGUGAUUAUCAGUAUAUAUUUUAUCUUCUGCAGAUGAUGUUCAAUGGUUGUUCCAUCUAUUUUUUAGUUAAUAGUGGUAAAAAUAUAGGAUUUCUUUUAACUAUUUAAAGUUUUAAAAUAUUUUGAAGAUGCACUUUCACUGCAAAUUUGAGCUAUGGGAUCCCUUUCACCUUUUUAUUUUAAUGUUUUUUUUUAGCAGAUGGAUGCUUUGGAAUGGAAAGUAAGUAAAUGUGGUUCCCUUAAACAACUUCAAGUAUAAACUGUCAUAAUUUU